Molecule: messenger RNA, 3263 nt
Organism: Fomitiporia mediterranea MF3/22
Lineage: Eukaryota; Fungi; Basidiomycota; Agaricomycetes; Hymenochaetales; Hymenochaetaceae
Product: TPR-like protein
Exons: 16
Coding region: 1-3129 (1042 amino acids)
Biological process (GO): transcription by RNA polymerase III
Cellular component (GO): transcription factor TFIIIC complex
Molecular function (GO): protein binding
Source: RefSeq, a predicted model, not a curated record
AUGUAUACUGAAGAUGAACAAGGUAUCUACUAUGCUGCUGAAAGUGGAUCGUCGGGCUCAGAGUCCUUGUCAGAUAGUUCUGAGGAGAGCCUGGAAAGCUUAGAAAAUGGUGGUACCAAUGCGCGCGAUGUAGAUGAAGGCGGUGGUAGUAUUGAGAACCAGAUUGAAGGUGACUUCGAUCGUCUCAUAGGGUUUAUACAGGAUACAGACGAUGUGGCAAGCUCGGCAACUAUAAGAAGGAUAUGGGAUGCGCCGAGUGGAAUGGACGUGGAAGAGGAUUUCCAAGCUGAUUUGCGUGCUGCGUCUGGGAUUGGUCGAGUCAGGAAGGGCAAAGGACGUGGAAAAGGUCGACGGUUAGGUCCUGCUCUUUCUCAUCAAGUCCGCGCUCUCGUUGGCGAAGGAAAUGCCGCUUAUGUUGAUGGGAACUUGCAAGAAACAAUUCGUAUCAUGACCGAAGUUAUAAGGAUUGAACCACGGGCUGCUUCUGCUUGGAGUGUCUUGGCAACAUGCUACCGCGAAUUACACGAGACUGAAAAAGCUCUCCAACUUUCGAUAAUUGGUGCGCAUCUACGACACGAUCCAGAAGAGUGGCAUCAGCUUGCGCGUCAGUCGCAGGAAUCUGGCCAAGCACAGCAAGCGCUUUAUUGUCUUGCAAAAGCCAUACGCCUCGAUCCGACUAACUACGACGCAAUCUGGGAUAGAGCGUCCCUUGCGAAGGAACUCGGCAACCUUCCUGUUGCGCGUAUCUCGUACCUCGCUAUUCUGAAGCGUUUUCCUCAUGAUACCUUCGUUCUAUCUGAGCUGCGACACAUCCUGAUUGAACUAGGUGAAUUGAAGCUAUGUGCUCAACUCUACCAAGAUGCUUUGGAUCACUUCACAACCAUUUACCCUGACGGUAAGGUACCAGAACCGGCGUCUAUUGCCAUUGAUCCAUCGCUCACUGCGAGUGGAGGUGCCUUUGUUGGCCAUUCGCAAGCCUCCUCUGAUGCGUUUACUUUGAUGGAAAUACUUGUUCUUGCGGACCUGUACAACACUUUGGAGUGGUACGAGAAAUCUAUUAAAGCAAUCCGUGCAGGGUGUCGUUGGUUACAAGGGCGUGCGAGGCAGAAAUACUGGGAUACAUGCUCUGAUGACAGAGAAUAUGACGUGGAAGGGUUUGUGCGAGAAGGUAGUGAAGACAACUUAGCAAUCAAGCAAGGCUUCCAUCCCCUUGAUAUCAACGCCAGGCAUCGUCUGGCAAUUGCCAGACUGAAAAUAGGUGACAUUGAAGAGGGACGGAUGCAUACAAGUAUUAUUUUGGAUGAGAGUAUUGUGGAUUUUGCGCCUCUGUUCGCGGAGAUUGCAGAGACAUACUAUGAACUCGCUAUGUAUUCUGAAGCGCGGCCGAUUUAUGAGAUGCUGGGGUCAGAUGCGACGACGAGCAGCGUACAUGUUCUUAUGCAGGCAGCAGAGUGCAGGCGGAAUUUAGGGGAUAUCAGCGAUGCUAUAGAAGUAUAUGAGCAUCUCAUCGCUACAGACCCAUUGAACGACCAAGCGAAAAUGAAGCUUGCAGAAAUAUAUGAAGAUAGUGGACAUCCGAGAAAAGCCCUCGAACUUGUUUAUCAAGUUAUCGAUUCCCGCAAGAAACGCUCUGGACCUCCCAAAGACGACAGCGUCCCACGUGAAGACACUGCUGGUCCUGCGACGUCUCUAUUUGUGGAGCGGAAGAAAGGGAAGGCUAAGCUGACAAGCUCUGUGAAGCCGCGAAGUACUCUGACGCGUGAACAAGUUCUUGAGAUCGAGCUCCAGAACGAGCAACAGGCAAAGACGUGGUAUGAGCGGGUGACGCAGUUAUGGGACGCUAUGCGUAGCGGGGAGGAGAGUGCGGAAUGCAAAUGGCUGGAAAACGCUGAGAAAUUGCUCGAAAUGUUUAGAGAAGCACGACAUCUUUUCGUCUCGAGAGCUUCCAGACCUUAUCGAAGGGUGGUGCGCUCAUCAAAAGAGGCACACCGACUCGGACGAGAGGAAGACGACGAACAGAAGAUGGCGUCUCGCCUUGAAUUAGAAAUAGAACGCGAGAAGGAUGACAAGGAAGCGAGGAAGGCACAGUCACGAAAGGCGGAAGCGACCCAGUUUCGCGGUAUUCAUUUUGAUGAGUGGCUUACUUUAGCUAUGGAGUACGCCUUCCUCUUGACCCGGAGGCAACAGAUCGACGCGGCAGAGGAUGUUCUCCGGCAUUUGAUGAUGUCGACGGCCUUUAAUGGACAAAAGUAUCAGGACACUCUUCGCUUGACUAUUGCAACAUGUGCUCUCCAUGCUCGGAGGUUCGCUACCGUCCUGCAAGUAUUCCGCAGGCUCAUGUUGACGUACCAGUUCAACAAUGAGAUUGUCCGGUUGUUCUUGGCGGCCCUUGCUAGUGGUCUAUCUCCGGCGGAUCAAAUUGUCAAUACUAGCUUUCAGAAGUUCGUCCUACGCGAGAUACGUAUUCAUGCCGCUGCAUUGGAAGGAAAUGCUCACUGGACUCCCACGACACAACGCUUCAUGAUUACAACUCCAGCCUCCGGAAAAAAGGACCCUGACGAGGUUGAAGAUGACGAUGGCGGAGAUGAACCCGAACGUUCAGUGAAAGAUAUCAGCGACGGAGGUUCGUCAAGACCGACGAAGAAUAAUCCUGUGAUGCCUACCUUGUAUGGGCAAAGUCUAAUUAUAGCGAAGAGUUACCAAUCGGCACUAUUUUAUCUCCUGCAUGCGUACGACUAUUUUCCGAAUGAUCCGUUAAUAUGCAUGACUCUGGCGGUGGCUUCUCUUGGGAGAGCUAUGCAGCGUCAGUCCGACAACCGGAACUUCCUAAUCACUCAGGCAAUGGGAUUUAUGGCGAAAUACAGAACGCUUCGGGGGCCAGCAGUUGAUGACCCUCGCGCAGACGAGAUUGAAUACAACUUCGGUCGGGCUUUUCAACAGAUUGGCUUGCUAUCGCACACUGUCAAGCAUUAUGAACGGGUCCUUGACAUUGUUGAAAAACGCCAGUUCUCGGAUUCAGACUUCAUCGGUGUCUCGAGGGAAGCGGCGUAUAACUUAUGCCUAAUUUAUGUUACGACGGGCGCGACAUCCCUCGCAAAAGCAAUUAGUCAACGCUGGCUAUCAAUCUGAUCCACUCUUCGGAAACGACACGGAAUGCCUCCCGUAGUACUUCUUAUUACACUCAUCUUUUGCGACCGCGUCUCAGUUGAUAAUUGUAGACUAACUGAACAUCAGUGUUGCUGUGCAACUUUCUAUUCUACAUC